UGGCAUGAGCAUGAUUUUGUCAAAAUUUCUUUUGGUCUCGUUUCAUUUUUCUUUCUUUCACACAGUGCCACCCAGAAUUAUCGAAGAGCUCUCCCCUUCUUUAGUGAUGUGUCAAAAGCAAACUCCGUGUUUACUCUCAUGUCGAGCAACUAGUUAUAUUCCGUUGAACUUCUCAUGGACGAAAGAUGGUCAGGUUCCAACGGGUGAUAACAUGAAGUUAUUAAAUAACAGUAUCAUUGUCACGCCACGGGAUGGACGAGAUUAUGGGGAUUAUGUGUGUCACGCUUCAAACAGCCUAGGAUCAACAGCCUAUAAAAUCACUCUCCUAGCUCCUAAGGAUAAUCAAGAUAAACAAAGCAUCUUCUUUGCUAGUGUGAUCGCAUUGUCUUGUAUUGUGGUCGUGUUGCUCAUUAUUAUUUGUGGGUUGAUAUGGCAGUGGAGACGAGCUGUUCAUUAUAAAAGGAUACCAAACAAAGAAAAAGUUGACUUUGAUGGCGUCAAAUCUUCACCUGAUCAACAGUCACGUGACAAACAAGCUUCAGAUCGAAGCACAUAUAUGGAACUCAAACCCAGGCCUUCCACUCAGGAGUCUCGUGUUCCUACUGAGUAUCAAUCGUUACAGGAAAAACCUGAGAACCGUGGGUAUUACAAUGUGGUGCUUCGGAAGGAAAAUGGCUGGAAACGAAAUGAAGAAGUACAUGAGAAAAUAUGAUAAUUCCAAAACUGAUUUUGUAUCUGUUUAGUUCAGAUUAUCCAUCCUUUUUUAUAUAGUAAGAUUAAUUAUAUACAUUUUCUGAUUUGUUGUUACCUAAAUUUCUCGGAUUAGAAAGUUUUUGUCAGUUAGUAGUACUAAGGCGUUAGUACACGCCUUCGUUACAUGCAGAUUAGACAACUGUAAUUCUCUGCGGUUAUAUGAUCUUUCGAAACAUUUAGUUCCUAGAUUGCUAUUAGCCCAGAAUUGUGCGACACGGCUGAUCUUAUGUGGUCGCAAGUAUGAUCACGUUACUCCUGUACUGAGGGAACUGCACUGGCUCCCCGUGGAGCGGAGGAUUAUUUUUAAAAUCUUAUUUUUUACUUUUAAAGCUUUAAAUAAUUUAUGCCCUAGUUAUAUCAGUGACUUGUUAGAAACUUCUAAGCCUACUAGGUCUUUGCGAUCAUCGAGUUGGAACUUGUUAGUGAUUCCUCGCUCCAAGUUGAAAUCUUUUGGCGAUCGCGCCUUUUCUGUCUCUGCACCUAAGCUG
Messenger RNA from Stylophora pistillata, 1241 nucleotides. Its product is annotated as cell adhesion molecule DSCAML1-like. The record is from RefSeq and is a predicted model, not a curated record. Lineage: Eukaryota; Metazoa; Cnidaria; Anthozoa; Scleractinia; Pocilloporidae. Gene Ontology annotation, molecular function: protein binding.